Molecule: messenger RNA, 975 nt
Organism: Exophiala xenobiotica
Lineage: Eukaryota; Fungi; Ascomycota; Eurotiomycetes; Chaetothyriales; Herpotrichiellaceae
Exons: 3
Coding region: 1-975 (324 amino acids)
Source: RefSeq, a predicted model, not a curated record
AUGACCGAAAAGACUGAUGGCUUCUCUAUGGAGUCGUUGAGACUACCAGAUGAUUUCGAGUCUUGUUUUGAGCACAACGCAACUCGGCAGUCUAAUUGGCGCAACUACGACGAUAGUGUUGCCGACGAGCAACUACAAAUGGCAUUGGAUGCGCGGCGAGAGCAAGUCAGCCACCUCUUUGGUCGUGGAAAUGGGCCUGGUGUUCCGUCCGCCUCUAGCUUCGCUGGACCACCAGUUUCACUCCACGAGCUGAUGCGCGAUGAUUUCGAGUCUGAAUCGGCAAUUGUGCCCGAUUUGGAUGACCGAUUCGGUCUGGCAGAGAAGCUCAGCACCGCUUUAUACCAGUUGCAAUGCUCGGGCUGGCUUCAUCGCAAAAUCUCUAGCCACAAUGUCGUCUUCUUCCCCCUCGCCAUGGAAAACGGAGAGCAACGAAUCAUACUAUCGCAGCCCAGGCUUAUCGGCUGGCAGACAGCGCGAUAUGAUGAUCAAAUCUAUGUGCAACACUCCGAGUACACGUCUGUAUGGCGCAAGAACAAGUGGCUGCCGGAGGAGCUCCCAUAUAUCCAUCCUGCUCGUCCCGCCGCACGAGUCCGGUUCAAGCGUUCGUUCGAUGUCUACGCACUUGGCAUCGUGCUUGCUGAAAUCGCGUUCUGGGAACCAAUCGAUGUUCUCAGUGGCAACAGAAAGAAAGCGCUCUUCUCUGACUUCGAUCAGAGCUCCGACGCACCGGAGCUACAGCGUUUCAGUGAGCUUGUCGUGUCCACCUGCAAGGACGAACUGGCUGGCGAGGUGGGCAGGAAGUACAAGUCCGCGGUGGUAUGGGCGUUGGAAGGCGUCAAGAGCUGGCAUGCUCAACAAGCUGCUGCUCGCACGGGAGCCACGAAAGGGGAGCUGGAUAAGGAGAUUGGUUCCGGGAAGGCUUUCUUCUGGAACGUACGGAGCCAGUUCAAUGCGCCUCCUGAGUCUCGUUCUUGA